UUAAAAUUUAUACAAUUUGUUAAAUUAUUUCAUAGCCUAGUUGCAGUGGUUUGUUAAUUGUGGCCAAGUAUUGUUGCCAAAUUAUUGUUAGUGAAUACUUAUUACUUGGUUAACAAAGGAUAAAAUAUGCACGGGCGUUCAUCCAUUGCUAGUAGUUUGGAUCCAAUAGAGGUUAGGAUUUUGAAACAGAGCUUUAGUGCCUAGGCCUAGGCAUACUCUCUUCAAUGGAUCCAAAUCGUUGGAAUAACGAAUCUCAUACGUACCCCAACUAUUUACAUUUCAAUAAUCAAAGUCAAAUCUGCAAUAAUGACUAUAGGCCCAUGUUUAGACCAAUCUCUGAUUCCAACACUUGUGGGAAUAACAUAGUAGGCCUGCAACAAAUUCAAAUUGUUCACCAUGAUGUGCCAAAUAAUAGUAAUUCUUAUAGGCCUAAUUGUCCACCACAUUUGUAUCGAGCCCCAGUCAUUAAUAAUCCCACCUGUGAUAGGUUACCUUCAUUCGCUCCGACAAUAGGCCUAAAUAAUUAUAACCAGAACGAGUUUUCAAACUCGGGCCCAAAUAGUUAUGGAUCACGAGAAAAUUUGAAAGGCCCUAUCUUCAAUUAUGGACCACCAUAUUAUCAAGGACAAGAUCUGAGUGAACCAACACUUUAUCAGAAUGUAAAUAUUCAUAUCCAUCCUGGCGCAGGCGCACAUGGGUAUUCAUCAGAAAAACCGGCUGAUCUACAUCCUCCCCUGUAUAAAAGUUAUCCACCCCCAGUUGAAAAUCGAUACAUAUCAAAUACAUCUAGGCCUAAUCAUAGCUUUCAAGAAAUGAAGAAAGAAGUAGUCCUACCCACCGAUUUAGAACACAUUGGCAUGAACAGUGAUAAGAAAAAUGAUCUUAACUUCCCAAUCUUGCCCCCUCAAAGAGAAUAUCCUCACCAAUCAAGCUUUUCUCGAAGUCUCUCUCCAAGAAAUGAUAAGGCCCACUACUCAAUUUCCUCUCGUAGGGAAGCUUCUCCCACAAGUUCAAAAUAUUAUGCUUCAAGAUCACCAUCAAGGAACCCCAUAAGAAAACGAGAUGAUUUACCUCCAAAGCGUAGACCUAUAGCAAGACGACCUGCCUAUCGCACACAAAAUCGAAGUUCAACAAUUAAAAGGACAGUUUCAAGAAAUAGAAAGCUCCAUAGGCCUCUACCAUCAAAGUGUAGAGGUAGGCCUAGACAAAGCCAUACUAAUAGCCGAUCUUCGAGGGACACAUGUAGAACAACUACCCCAGAUUACAAACGCAGGACUAAUGGCAAAAGAAACAUCCGUCGGAGACUGGAAAAGAAGAAAACACCUGAGAAAAAACCUGAUUAUGCUGCUCUGCUGGAGGAAGAGAAAAAGAUUUGGACCAGGACAUCUCCUGCUGAAUUGUUUUACACUCCAGGGUCAAACUACUCAGAGGAUUUGAAAAUCGUCCAAGGGACCGAAAAGCAGAAUGCACUUUGUAACGAAUUUGAUGAGAAACUGUUGAAACAAGCGGAUGCUAUACGGGCAAAUCUCCCAAAGUAUGAGCCACUCCAACGAAAGAAGAAAAUUUUGAGCAAACACAAAGGCUGCUGCUCCAGCAGUAGUAGCAGCAGUUCGUCUGAAAGCGAUGGAGAAGAAGACCAUACUAAUGAGGAGCUGGAGCAUAAGAAGAAACAUCCCCUAAGGCUCCAUCCAGAGCUCUGGUUUAACGAUCCAGGAGAGAUGAAUGACGGACCCCUAUGCCGGUGUAGCGCCAAGGCUCAACGCUCUGGAAUUCGACACAACAUUUAUGCCGGCGAAAACCAUCUCACCCUAUGUGAUCCCAACUCAAACAACGCUGACAGACUGCAUCAUUACCGUAUUACCGUCACACCUGUCACCAACUUUCUGAUUCAAUCACCAACUGUUAUCAUGCAUGAUGGCCAGGAAUACCUGUUUGAAGGAUUCUCAAUGUUUACCCACAAGAAGCUUGAUGAAUUACCUCUUUGCAAAGUUAUAAGAUACAAUAUUGAAUACACAAUACUCUACUAUGAGGAGAAGUUUCCUCAAAACUUCACUGUUAAGGAGUUAAAUCUUUUCUAUAACUACUUGUUCAAAGAAAUUCUUGAACUAGUGGACUUGGACUUCCACGCUGCUGGGGAUAAAGAAGGCUGUCCUCAAUAUCAUUUCAUGCCACGAUUUGUAAGGGGACUUGAAGAUAACGGGAAGGAGAUUCUCUCUAUGAAUGUUGUGUUGAAGUAUCUUCUCCAGAGCUCAAUACCCUUGAUCCCAAAAGAAGAUCUGUCCGAGAUUAAGAACAUGCCUCAGCACGAAUGGCAAAGAUUUACUGAGAAUAUCAAAGGUAUGAUCGUUACGUACCCUGGUAAGAAGCCAUCGUCUUUGAGGGUUGAUCAACUUGACCGAGACGAAGAUGAAGAUCAGGACAACGAGUCCGAUCAAGAUCAGGACAACGAGUCAGAUCUUGCCAGCAAGUCCACAUUGAAGUUUCCUGAAAUCGUCCACUUUGGCAUCCGACCUCCCCAGCUGAGCUAUGCUGGGAACCCUGAAUACCAGAAAGCUUGGAGGGAGUAUGUGAAAUUCAGACAUCUCAUGGCAAACAUGCCAAAGCCCUCAUUUAACGACAAGGAAAAAUUGGAGCUAAAGGAGAUCAAAUUGCAGAGCAUGAGGACGAAGAGUGAGCUGAAACGCAACGUAACUGUUACAGUUAGCAGUGAGAACUUUCGUCUUACAGGCAUCAUGUGUGAUGUUGUUCAGCAUGCAAUGUUGAUCCCGGUGUUGGUCUCCCAUCUGAGGUUUCACCGCUCAUUGGAUGUAUUAGAGGAAAGCAUUCACUACAAGUUUGAGAAACGCUAUCGCCUUCAGCUUGCCAUGACGCACCCCUCUUACAGGGAAAAUUUUGGGACGAAUCCGGACCAUGCCAGAAAUGCACUGACGAACUGUGGGAUUCGGCAACCAAAGUAUGGUGACCGUAAAAUACACUACCAGAACACAAGGAAAAGAGGCAUCAACACCUUGGUCAAUAUUAUGUCACAGUUUGGCGAGGAAGAAGAGACGGAGUCUGAGAUCACGCACAAUGAGAGACUAGAGUUUCUUGGAGAUGCUGUGGUGGAGUUUGUGUCAUCUGUUCAUCUGUUCCACUUGUUCUGUGAACUUGAGGAGGGUGGGCUGGCUACCUACAGAGCGGCAAUUGUGCAAAACCAACAUCUUGCACUUCUGGCUAAGAUCCUACAUCUGGAGGAGUUCAUGCUGUAUGCUCAUGGAUCUGAUCUAUGCCAUGACCUGGAGUUGAGACACGCAAUGGCCAAUUGCUUUGAAGCACUGAUGGGUGCUUUGUUCCUCGAUGGUGGCAUUGAAGUUGCGGACAAAGUGUUUGGACAAGCACUCUUCAAAGAACAUACGAACUUGUUAGAGGUGUGGGUAGACUACCCUCCUCAUCCGUUACAGGAGCAGGAGCCUUUGGGCGACCGCAAAUGGAUUCCUGUGUUUGAACUGCUACAGAAACUGACUAAGUUUGAGGAGUCUACCGGAAUCUACUUUGACCACAUAAGACUGCUGGCUCGUGCAUUUACUGACCGAAGUAUGGGAUAUACACAUCUCACAUUAGGAUCGAAUCAAAGACUAGAGUUCCUUGGAGACACAGUCCUGCAGCUGAUCACAUCUGAAUUCUUGUACAAGCAUUUCCCUAAACAUCAUGAAGGUCAUCUGUCGCUCUUGAGGAGUGCUCUCGUCAAUAACCGAACACAAUCCAUUGUGUGUGAUGACCUCGGUAUGGCUCAGUUCACCAUCUCCUCCAACCCAAAAGCUGAGCUCAAGACAAAAGAUCGAGCCGAUCUGUUGGAAGCCUUCCUUGGUGCCUUAUAUGUUGACAAAGAUUUGGACUUUUGUAAAACCUUCUGUGAUGUCUGUUUCUUCCCACGAUUGAAAGAGUUCAUUCUAAAGCAGGAUUGGAACGAUCCCAAGUCAAAACUACAGCAGUGCUGCCUUACUCUGCGUACUAUGGAGGGUGGAGAACCUGAAAUCCCAGUCUACAAAGUGGUUGAAUGCAUGGGACCAACGAAUACCCGGAUUUACUCAGUCGCCGUCUACUUUAAAAACCAGAGACUUGCGAAAUCCUCUGGUCACAGCAUUCAGCAGGCCGAAAUGAAUGCUGCCAAGAAUGCCCUGAAAAACUCAGAAGGGUUAUUUCCCCAGCUCGAUCAUCAGAGACGGGUCAUAUCUAAGACAAUGAAUCAUCAGAAGCAGGGGGGCAAUACAAAGACAUCUCCAUUAUCCACUAAAGACACCAAGGGUGAUGUGUUCUCUAAAACAAUUCGAUCCAGGACACCACCCCUGGCAUACAGAAGCAGAAAUAAAUCACCGAGUCCGAAGAUGAGUUCUGAGAAAGAAGAAAAAAAAGAAGAACCUGUGAUAUGUAAACCUUCUACCAGUAAAGUGGCUAAAGACACCAAGGGUGAUGUGUUCUCUAAAACAAUUCGAUCCAGGACACCACCCCUGGCAUACAGAAGUAGAAAUAAAUCACCGAGUCCGAAGAUGAGUUCUGAGAAAGAAGAAAAAAAAGAAGAACCUGUAUCAUGUAAACCUUCUACCAGUAAAGUCAGCCCAAAAGCAACAGAUACCAGUGCUUCAAGACUACCGAGAAAAAGAUCACAAGAGGGUGGAAAAAGAAAAAAAUCACCCUCGCCAAUACCUAGACCAAAGCAAAAGAAACUUGAAGAUAAGGACAGAUCAGGAGUAGGAAGAUCGUCCCCAAUAAAUGGGCGUUUAAAAUCAAACCCUAUGCCGGUUGUGGCGACGUCCACAAGAAAUUAUAGGACGGUGGUUGAUACACAUGUAUCAAGAAAAUCAAGAAGAAGUAGAUCUCCUGUUGGCCGAGAUGUGCACAGGAGAAAACUUAGAAGUAUUUCUAAGGAAACCGAAUCCAGAAACAAGAACUUGACAAGUAAUCGCUCUAGAAGGAGCAAAUCAAAGUCACCCAGGAGCGUUUCAUAUUCAACUCGUGGAAGGAGAAGUCCAGUCCCUCGUAGACACAGAUCUCCGAAGAUCCCUUCCAGGAGCAUUAACUACAGGAGCAGGUCUCGUUCUCCUCGUAGCCCUCCAAGAAAUCAGUAUUCAGAUAAAAAGGAUUUAAAAAAGAAUAUGUCAGACUUUUUGCUGGGAAAAAGAUCUUCCCCUGGCAUAGAGACAAGAAAAGCUCAAAAUUCAACUUCAUGGUUGUUUGAUAUAAUGUAUGGAAAAUGAAAAGAUCAUACUUAAGAGCAGCUUUAAAGAGUCAAUUGAACAAUUUUGUAUCAGUUGCUCUAUUUACAUAUUUCUAACUGUGCCAUAAUUUUACUAUGUAAGAUAUAGUCAAACCUUGCCUUAGGUCAUAUAAUAUGUAAAUUUUGUACAGUUUUUGUAGCAUUUUGUUUGCGUAAAAUAAUUAUUACCAUAUGUUUUUAUAAGUUGUCAUAUGUUCCUACUUAAUGUGAGAAGAGUUGUGAGUUAAAAGUUUUACUUUUUGAUGAAGUAUUUUGUUAGAAAUCUGUUUAUGUACGAGACACAAUUGCAGAUAAUUUGCUAUGGCGAUGUGUUGUAACAAUUUGAUAUCAUUGUUUACUUUAGUUUUACAUGACUUUUUUAGUAUUUAUAGGAUUGCGACUGACUGCCUUAUAACAAGUUCUAGAUUAAAGAUUACAGACUUUUAUUAGUCUUUAGGGAUAUACAAAGAAUGCAUUUGACAUUGUGUUAUUAAAUAAAAAUCUUUUUGCAAAACUAAAUGCAGUAGACCCUCUAUAAUCCGGCGCUAUUUCACUCAGACACUCCAGUAAUCUGGUGUCUUUUGACAGGUGUGGUCUUCCACGAUCGAGGCAAGAUUCUGAUUAUCUCCCGCAGCCUUGUAGACAUAAUCAUCUUCUCCCGUGGUUACAAAAAUGUCAAGGUUGACUUGCGUGACUGCGGCAAAUUCAUUAACAUCUCCUACGGUUGUGUGGACAUUAUCCGCAACCACAGCAAAAUUCUGAUCAGCUCCCGCGGCCGUUAAGACAUUAUUACUGUCUCCCGCUGUUAGGUAAAUUUCAUAGCCGUCAGAUUCAAUUGUGGCAAAAUUAUGAGCAUCUCUCACAAUCCUGUAGACAUUAUUAUCGUCUCCUGUGGUCAUGGAAACGCCAUCGUCAUGUGUGAACAUGUCAAUAGCGGUUUCCAUGACCGCAGGAGACGAUAAUAAUGUCUACAGGAUUGUCAGAGAUGCGGUUUCCGAUGGUGCGAUCUUUGCAGACGUGUUUUGUUAAUUUUAAUUGUUUAUAUUGACAUUAUAGUAAUCCCCGGCAUUUUCACUUAUACGUCAGUAUCAUAUCAUGUCCUAUAUCUGCCAAAUUACUGAGAGUCUACUGCAUUAUGAGGGACAGAUUUAUCCUGGCCAGUUUCCAACACAAAUGUUGUACACGUUCUUCCCAUUUUUUCUUAUUUAUUUGAAUUCCCAGUAGUUUAACAGAACUUUCAGACUUGUAUGAUUUUUCCAUUUACAACUUUUCUGGUAUUAUCACAUUUAGAACUGCUGUUAGUACAUUAUGGUGAAGUCAUGCUUAUUUUGUUCGUUAUGUUCACUCUUUUGAGAUCACCUACGAAGUUUUUUUAGGUUGACACUUUCAUUAUUCACAUAUUUUUAUAUUAACACUGAAUACAUAACACAUAAUAUUAUUUACAUAUUACAUACAGGCGUACAUAAAAAAAAACGGAAGUUUUGCUGCCCCACCCUGUAUUAUUAUUUACAUCAUCCAGUAUGCCGGUAUGGAUUACAUAAUAAACUGUUUAGUUAAUAAACACAAAAUACAUAAUAGGUUUUACAGUAUGUCUGAUGAUAAUGCAAUAUUUUUGGUGCUGUAUUGAUAAACACUUGACGUGAAUUAGCAUAUUAUUGUAUAUUUUAGUUUAGUUAUAAUCCUGAAAAUGCCAUCUGUCUUCGCGAAUUUCCCUAUAGGGAGGUAGCUAUUUUUAUCUAAGCCUUAAAGAUGUGACAAAGAAUUAUUUAUUUUAUUUAUCUUUUUAUUUAAUAAACAAAAGUACUUAAUCAGAUUCACAAUACAGUAUGUUCGUUUGUUUUACAUAAUAACAUUUGCAGUUAACAUAAUUUUUUUAAUACAUGACAUAAUUUACAUAAUACAGCGGUAUGUUUUGAAUAAUAAAUUCAAUUAUAUAUAUUUUUUCUUACCGUCUACGCAAUCAGGGGGCAAUACUGCAUUACAGCCAUUUUGUAGAUAGCCCCAUCUUGAGGUGCAUAGUGGUACAAUAAACUAUGGUCUUAUUACACUAAACACGAGAAGUCUUCUUUUCAUUCCGUCAGUGGUUAAAUAAAUAUUAAACAUUUAGUAUUUAUUUAACCACUGACUAAAACCAUUCUCUUAGUGCAAUUUACAUAAUGCAGUAUGUUAGUAUGAUUUACACAAUGCAUUGUUAAACCUCGAUAAACUAUUAAUUCAAUUUAUUAUUAUUCAUUACAUCACAUGAAUCUAAUUAACCAAUUGAAUUUGACAUACAAUAGAAUCAAACAGCUGAUUUCAAGAUGGUAACUAUGAAAUACUACCUACAUUUCAAUAAGAUGUUUCGCUUUUAAAUUCACUGUUAUGCCCCUGAGCUGGAGAUAACUAUUUUAAGUCUUAUUACUUACAUCGUGAGCUCAAAAUAUUUUAUAGUGAGUCUCAGUACAUGUUUCGAUACUACUGUGUCAUCUUCAGCCAAGCACUAGUGAAGAUUUUUCUACCAAAUGUUUUUUGUGAUAAAUGAGUAGCGUCGAAAAGUGUUGUACCAUAAAAUAUUUUGAACUGAUGACGCAAGUAUUAAGUCUUACAAUAUAAUCCAUCCAAUCACCAAAUUUUAAGUGGAUCGAGUGAUCUCAAUUGAGUUGAAGUGAUUUUAUAUCCAAAGUUCUAGUUAUAAAACAAUGAUUGUUAUUUCAAGGUUAGAUAUUUAAGACAGCAUUUAUUCAAUGUUUUUUACCAAUAAAAUAAUUUUGUUACA
Messenger RNA from Macrosteles quadrilineatus (aster leafhopper), 7988 nucleotides. It is a transcript of the gene drosha, whose product is annotated as ribonuclease 3. The record is from RefSeq and is a predicted model, not a curated record. Gene Ontology annotation, molecular function: double-stranded RNA binding; ribonuclease III activity. The transcript is spliced from 21 exons. Bases 225 to 5234 code for a protein of 1669 amino acids. Gene Ontology annotation, biological process: regulation of gene expression; pre-miRNA processing; rRNA processing. Gene Ontology annotation, cellular component: nucleus. NCBI's taxonomy places the organism in Eukaryota, Metazoa, Arthropoda, Insecta, Hemiptera, Cicadellidae.